AGUCUACUCCUCCCAUUGUGAAACAGAAACAGAAAGCACUCCUCGAACAGUCUACAGAACUGCAUGCAACAAGUUAAAAUGGGUUUAUUUUACAUUCUGGCAAACUGGGCCUGUUAUGCAAUGUUCUGUAUUUUCCUUCUGAUUGCAGGCACUUUCCUUGUUUAUUGUUUGUAUAUCAAACACAUUCACAUGAAAUAUGAUCAUAUCCCUGGCCCACCGAGAGACAGCUUUUUAUUUGGGCAUUCACGAACAAUAAUAGGAGAAACACAGAGUGGAAGAAAUGUCCACGACAAAUUCCUACAGUGGGCUGAAAUGUAUGGGCCAGUUGUUAGGAUUAAUACUCUUCACGUCGUUGUUAUACUUGUGACCUGUCCUGAGGCUACAAAGGAGAUCUUGAUGUCCCCCAAGUACCUAAAACACAAACUUGCUUACAAACGACUCUUUGGACUCUUUGGAACGAGGUUUCUGGGAAAUGGCUUGGUUACAGCUACCGAUCAUGAGCAGUGGCAUAAACAACGACGGAUUAUGGAUCCUGCCUUCAGCAGUCUGUACCUCAGGGGCCUGAUGGGGACCUUCAACGAGAGGGCAGAAAACCUCAUGGAUGAACUCACAAAGUUAGCAGACAGCAAAAGAGAAGCAAAGAUGCUCCAGUUGGUCAACCGUGUGACCUUAGAUGUCAUCACCAAGGUGGCCUUUGGAAUGGAUUUGGACCUCCUGAACAAUGAAUCGCCUUUCCCUAGAGCCAUUGACAUGUGUCUGAAAGGCAUGGUUCAUUCCACCCAAGACAUGUUUUUUGAGCUAAUGCCAAAGAACCAGCCGUUCAUCAAGGAGGUGAGGGAGGCGUGCCAGCUUCUGCGGACCACAGGAGAAGCCUGGAUCUCCAAACGGAGAACUGCAAUCCAAAAUGGCGAAAAUGUACCCAAAGACAUCCUCACUCAGAUCAUCAAAUCAGCUGGAAAAGAAGAGGAAAUUAACAAAGAAGAUGAGGAUUUUAUGUUGGACAACUUUGUGACGUUCUUCAUCGCGGGACAGGAAACUACAGCCAAUCAGCUUGCGUUCUGCAUCAUGGAACUAGCAAGAAAGACUGACAUUGUGGAAAAAGCGCAGAAAGAGGUGGAUGCUGUUAUUGGAAUGAAGCAGGAGAUUAGCUAUGAAGAUUUGGGAGAGCUGACCUACCUCUCACAGGUGCUGAAGGAGACCCUUAGGAUGUAUGCCCCCUCUCCGGGAACUUCUCGUGAGUUGCUGGAGGACCUGACCAUCAGUGGUGUUCACAUACCUGCAGGAGUUAUGGCCAUGUUGGACUCUUAUGUCUGUGGGAGGAUGGAUAAAUUCUUCAAAGACCCACUGACGUUUGAUCCGGACCGUUUUCAUCCAGACGCUCCAAAGCCUUACUACUGUUACUACCCCUUUGCUCUCGGACCACGCUCCUGUCUGGGACAGAAGUUUGCACAGAUGGAGGCUAAGGUGGUGAUGGCCAAGCUGCUUCAGAGGUUUGAGUUCAGUCUGGUACCAGGACAGUCCUUUGACAUCCUCGACACUGGAACCCUGAAGCCCAAGAGCGGGGUUGUUUGCAACAUUAAACACAGAAAUCCCAACAUGUGAAAAAUUUUUUUGCAAUGAACAUAUCCUGUGAAUGAGUUAUGUUACUAUUAAUUAUAGAUGUAGAGUAUCAACAAUUGACUCUGAAAAUAUACAGGAAAUAUACAGGUCAUUAUGGGUGAACUCCAUGAACAUAUCUCUCUCAUAUAAUAAGGCGGCCCAAUUAGGCCAUUUAAUUUCGCUUCCGAUUUUCCGCCAGUACGCAGAAUAGACCCAUAGAAGCUAUAUGGUCCUACUGAGGCAACAUGACCAGCAGAUGGCGAUGAUGGACUACUCAUGAGUAACCGUCACCAAACUUGCGGAUUCCUUGUAACUUCACGACGCUCCAUCACGGAUCUCACUCAACGUGUGAUUGUUGUUAUUUUGAUUUAUAUUUUAGGACUGGCAGGUAGGCCUAUUUGAACUUUGACACGUUUUCGUGCAACUGCUCAGUGUCUUGCAGCAUUAUCUUGCUUCUCAGCUCUAUCUGUCCAAGGUUGACUGAUAAGAGCUGCAUGGCUCCGUCAUAAAAGGACCCCUGACCCCUGCCGCCGAGGCCAGCAGAAGACCUCGACCCCAAAGUGAAACACAAACUUUAAAGUGAAGUGAUGCAUUGUAAGAUAAGGUGUGCAAGAUGCAGUUUGUUAUUUUCAGAUCCUAUAGGCCUACUACUGCUUGUACUAACUAAAUUCUACUAUUAAACAAACAAAUAUUUGGUA
Gadus macrocephalus (Pacific cod) is the source of this 2297-nucleotide messenger RNA. RefSeq names its product cholesterol 24-hydroxylase-like. Gene Ontology annotation, molecular function: iron ion binding; heme binding; cholesterol 24-hydroxylase activity. Lineage: Eukaryota; Metazoa; Chordata; Actinopteri; Gadiformes; Gadidae. Bases 64 to 1602 code for a protein of 512 amino acids. The record is from RefSeq and is a predicted model, not a curated record. Gene Ontology annotation, biological process: cholesterol catabolic process. The transcript has 15 exons.